AUGUCGGACGAUCAUUUUCUUUUCACCUCUGAAUCUGUCGGUGAAGGUCACCCUGAUAAAAUCUGUGACCAAGUUUCGGACGCUAUUUUGGAUGCAUGCUUAGCACAGGAUCCAACUUCUAAAGUCGCCUGUGAAACUGCCGCCAAAACCGGUAUGAUCAUGGUCUUUGGUGAAAUCACUACGAAGGCUCGUCUAGACUAUCAAAAGAUUGUCAGGGAAACCGUCAAGCAGAUUGGUUAUGACGACUCUGCAAAGGGCUUCGAUUACAAGACUUGUAACGUUCUUGUUGCCAUCGAACAGCAGUCUCCUGAUAUUGCUCAGGGUCUUCAUUUGGAGGAAAGUUUGGAGGAAUUGGGUGCGGGUGAUCAGGGUAUCAUGUUUGGCUAUGCUACCGAUGAGACUAAGGAGAAGUUGCCUUUGACUAUCUUGUUAGCUCACAAGUUGAACAAAGCAAUGGCUGAUGCCAGAAGAUCCGGUGAGCUUUCUUGGUUGAGACCUGAUACUAAGACUCAGGUUACCAUCGAGUACAAGAAUGAUGACGGUGCUGUUAUUCCUCUCAGAGUUCACACCAUCGUUAUCUCUGCGCAACACGCUGCUGAAAUCUCAACCGAGGACAUCAGAAAGGAAUUGAAGGAGCAUAUUAUCAAGAAGGUUAUUCCAGCUAAUAUGUUGGAUGAUAAGACUAUCUACCACAUACAACCGUCUGGUAGAUUCAUUAUUGGUGGCCCUCAAGGUGAUGCCGGUUUAACUGGUAGAAAGAUCAUCGUCGACACUUACGGUGGUUGGGGUGCUCAUGGUGGUGGUGCCUUCUCUGGUAAAGACUAUUCCAAGGUGGAUAGAUCUGCUGCUUACGCCGGUAGAUGGGUUGCCAAGUCCUUAGUUGCUGCUGGUCUUUGUAAAAGAUGCUUGGUCCAGCUUUCCUACGCCAUUGGUGUUGCUGAACCUCUUUCUAUCUACGUUGAUUCAUACGGCACCUCCAAAUACUCUUCUAAGCAGCUUGUUGACAUUGUCCAUAAGAACUUUGAUUUGAGACCAGGCACUUUAGUCAAGGCUUUGAAUUUGGCUAGACCUAUUUACCAGAAGACUGCCCGUUACGGACACUUCACUGACCAGUCCUUCUCAUGGGAGCAGCCAAAGAAGCUCUCUUUAUGA
This is a messenger RNA of Brettanomyces nanus, 1152 nucleotides long. It is a transcript of the gene SAM1, whose product is annotated as methionine adenosyltransferase sam1. Gene Ontology annotation, cellular component: cytosol. The transcript has a single exon. Bases 1 to 1152 code for a protein of 383 amino acids. Gene Ontology annotation, biological process: S-adenosylmethionine biosynthetic process. Lineage: Eukaryota; Fungi; Ascomycota; Pichiomycetes; Pichiales; Pichiaceae. Gene Ontology annotation, molecular function: methionine adenosyltransferase activity; ATP binding. The record is from RefSeq and is a predicted model, not a curated record.